Messenger RNA from Astrephomene gubernaculifera, 605 nucleotides. NCBI's taxonomy places the organism in Eukaryota, Viridiplantae, Chlorophyta, Chlorophyceae, Chlamydomonadales, Astrephomenaceae. The record is from the annotation of a GenBank genome assembly.
UCCUCCUUAAGAACGACCUGAUAGAGGUGGACGCACGCGGCACGAACGUAACCUGCGGCGACCGGCAGUUAAUCCAACGGCAAACUGAUCGGUCAGCGCAGCAACCAGCGGCGGCAGCAGCGGCAGGAACACCCGCAGGAGCCGGUGCAUCCUCGUCAAGGGCUUUGUUGCAGGCGACGUCGACGGGACCGGGAGCACCUCCUGCUGCUGCUGCUGCUGCUGUUGAUGAUCGCCGCACCGUGUCCCUCUCCCUCAUGCUGGCGCUCCUGCUGCCGGUGAGCUGCCUCGCGCUUUGCUCCUCAGCCGCCCUGGCGGCGCUACUCUGCUGUCGUCGCCACCGCCACUGCCGCUGGAAUGGCACCUCCUCCGCACGUAGCAGCAGCGGUGACGACGGAAGCGGCAGCGGCGACGGCGAUGGAUGGUCACCGUCACCCCCACCGCGAAAACAGCAACUGCGGCGGAUCCGGCAAGCUCUACGACAGCAUCAGCAGCAGGGGACGCAAUGCGGAGUUUAUGCUGGCGCCGCCGGCGGCAGCAGCAGCAACAGGCGACACGCAGACGACGCCUGCUGGACCUCCAUGACAGAGCUGGCGGAGGUGGGGGCC